AUGUCUGCGACUUCGUCAAAAAGUGAAAACUUUGGCAAAGCGACUUAUUUGACUGGACGAGGUAAAAACAAAGUUUUGACAUAUAUGAGCAAGAAGAGCAAAACGCUGGUCUAUGAGUUUAUGGUCGCUUCAAAAUUCAAGGUAAAAUAGUUAAUUACAUUCUAAAUAAGUAUAAUUUUUACAGACUCCCGGAUUGGUUUCUUGGAAAUGUGUUAGUUGUGCAAAACUCAAGAAUGAUUAUCGAUCAAUGGGUUCAAAAUUGAACAAGAAGAUUCCUUUGAUUCUUGUCGAUAACGACAUUAUAAAAGAGGAUCCAGAACGACCAUUGAAUGCCGAACAUUUUUGUACUGGAAAAGACAUUAUUGAAAGUGUCGUAAAUCGUUCAAGACUAGAAUUUCUUUCAAGACAAGAACCAAUGGACAAAGCCACUUUACAUAGCGAAGUUCUUGAAUUUUCGAAAACUUUAGGAGAGCAAGGUCAAUUUCCAUUGAACCCGAAAGAGAAAAAGAUGGUUCAGAGAUAUAUAGUAGGAAAUAUACCAACAUUAUAUGAAGGUGCUCAACGACGAAGAGAUUUCAAAAGAGGAAUUAGAAAGGAGUUUUUCUACGGAUUUCCAAAUCCAAAUAAGAAGAAAAAUGCGCAUGGAACUCUUCUUUUGCCAGUUGCAACACGAUCCGAGCCACCAAAAUCUUCUCCAGAACCUCGAGUUUCUGAAUUUGUAGAAGUAUGUUAUGAAGAUGAUGAUGAACAAGGAACAAGUACUGGUGUAUAUUGUAAGUUUAAGUUGUAUUUUCAAAAUUCUAUUUUUAUGUGUAAUGUUUUAUUCCAGAUACAUCUGAUGGUCCAUCAACAUCUGCUGAAGAAUUAGUCGAAGAAAUAAUUGUAGAAGAAAUUGAAGAAGUUAUCGAAACUUGUGAUCCUCCACCUCCCCUUUCUCCACAACAAAAUGUUCAUGGUGAUAUGGUUUAUGGAGAUAUGCAACAUGUUGCAUAUGAUAUCGAGUUAGGAUAG
Molecule: messenger RNA, 1011 nt
Organism: Caenorhabditis angaria
Lineage: Eukaryota; Metazoa; Nematoda; Chromadorea; Rhabditida; Rhabditidae
Source: the annotation of a GenBank genome assembly